Notothenia coriiceps (black rockcod) is the source of this 522-nucleotide messenger RNA. RefSeq names its product gamma-crystallin M2-like. Gene Ontology annotation, biological process: visual perception; lens development in camera-type eye. The record is from RefSeq and is a predicted model, not a curated record. Gene Ontology annotation, molecular function: structural constituent of eye lens. The coding region runs from base 1 to 522 and encodes 173 amino acids. NCBI's taxonomy places the organism in Eukaryota, Metazoa, Chordata, Actinopteri, Perciformes, Nototheniidae. The transcript is spliced from 3 exons.
AUGGGCAAGAUUAUAUUCUACGAGGACAGGAAUUUCAAGGGUCGCUCCUACGAGUGCGGCAGCGAAUGCUCGGACCUGCAUUCCCACUUCAGCCGCUGCAACUCCAUCAGAGUGGACAGCGGUGAUUGGAUGGUUUUUGAAAGACCCGGAUAUAUGGGGUACCAGUACUUCUUAAAGAAGGGCGAGUACCCCGACUACCAGCAAUGGAUGGGGUUCAACGACUGUGUGCGAUCCUGCCGUUUGAUCUCUACGUCCCAAAGCUCUCACAGGAUAAUGAUAUACGAGCGGCCAGAGUUAGGAGGAGAUACGAUGGAGCUGACUGACGACUGCCCCUCGCUGAACGAACUAUUCAACCGCAACGACGUCUACUCCUGCAACGUGAGGGACGGUUACUGGAUCUUCUACGAACAACCCAACUACAGGGGACGCCAAUACCUGAUGAACCCCGGGGAAUACAGGAGGUUUAAUGAGUGGGGAAGCACCACGUCUCGGGUGGGAUCCAUCAGACGUAUCGCUGUGUGA